CGUGUUCUGUCAUGUUCCGGGAAAGCGAACAGUUUUCCUCUCUUAACUUAUGUUAUGAACUCUGACCAAACACAUUCUUGUUGAGCUGCUGAACUGGUGCGAGGCUGUCGGCAGUCCGUUAUAACAAGUAGAAAAUGCACUUAUGACUGGAUCCCGUCCCAAGCCCUGUCAAAUGAUGAUCAGAGACAUUGUCAUAGUGCAGCAUCCUGUCUGUGUGUGUGUACCUGUGAACCACAAGGUGACUCUGAGUGUCCGAGCUGAGGGCACAGGGGUCCUCAGCUACCAGUGGUUCUCUGAAAAUGAAAACAAGGUGCCUGGUGGUACUCAAGCAGACCUGACUUUCAGAGCUCAGAAAACUCAGCUCUAUGUGUGCAGAGUGAACGACCAGUUCUAUAACUAUGUGUUCAGCGAAUGGGUGAAAGUGAAGGUGUUGGACAUUGAUAAAUCAGGCCUGCCGGCUCAUUGGCAGGGCGAGCCACAUAUCGCUAUCAACCCUAAACCACAGACAAUUCAGCAUGGUGCAAAGCUCACUCUCCGCUGUGCUGCUUUUGGCAUCCCUGCCCCACACUACCAGUGGUACAGAAAUGGACAGCCACUGCAGGACAAGACUAGUGACAUGCUGCAGAUUGACCAUGCAACAGCUGACCAUGCGGGAUCCUACCUGUGCUCAAUAUCUAACGUGCUAGAGGAGAGGUGGACUGAACCAGUCGAUGUUGACACUGUGCAACCUCGGCAGCAUGUUCCUGCAGCACCCACGGCCAGUGAUAAAGUUGCUCUGCUUAUUGGCAACCUGAAUUACUCCCACCACCCCGGCUUGAUGGCCCCCAUCAUGGAUGUACACGAGCUGGGAAACCUCCUGCAGCAGCUUGACUUCAGAAUCGUUUCCUUGCUGGAUCUCACCAGAGAGGAGAUGCUGGCCGCUAUUGACAAGUUCAUUGAGCUCCUUGACAGAGGAGUUUAUGGCCUUUUCUACUAUGCGGGCCAUGGAUAUGAGCAUGCUGGGAAGAACUACUUGGUCGCCGUUGAUGCUCCACAACCGUACAGAACUGAAAACUGUGUCUGUGUGCAGAGGGUCAUGCACAGCAUGCAGGAAAAGCAGACUGCACUGAGUGUCAUCCUGCUGGAUACCUGUAGAAAAUGGUACAACCAGGAUUGCAUACCAUCAGUCAUCAUGCCAUCAGGACCAAGUGGGAACACAGUUUAUGGUUACGCUACAUGUGAAGAUGCUGAGGCGUACGAGGUCCAGGACGGGGGGAAAAGUACUGGAAUCUUCACUAAGUACUUGAACAGGCACAUUCUACAACCUGGGAAAGUCACACAUGUCUUGGAGAUGGUGUCUGAGGAUCUCGGCAGAGACCCUCUAGUCAUAGGAAAGCAGGCGGUGGAAAUCAAACACACGCUGAAGGAACCUCGAUCCCUUACAGAUAAAGUUCGAACAACCGGCCACACAAAGGAACUACACCGGCGAGAUGCCUGCUGGAAACAAGCAAAUAAGCUACCACGGAGGAAGCGGCUGAUGUUUCUUUGCGGAGUGGAAGUGGAAGUCAGCUUCUCAGCUUUAUUCUCUAACGUCUUGGUUGCUUUUGCCACAGUCAAGACAACAGGCCCACAUACCCAGGACUGCACCGUCACUCUCAGAAGCGUACCUACAAUGGAAGACAUAUUUUCCAGGCCUGGCAUGUCAGAGGAAAUGGACUCUCUACUACUUAGGCAAUCUGAAAACUCAGACUGUACUUUGAGACUUUGCGCCCUUCAGAAGCUUAAGGAAUCGAUGCUCAUCAAAGUGGAUCUACACUAUACUCACAGAGACAGUAAGCUGCGCCAGACAGAAAGCCAGCAUUUGGACAUUGGAAAGCCUCUGGUCGCUUCCUGUAAACUGUACAGGAGAAAUCAUGCAGCAACAGGAAAGAAGAAAGAAGGUGCUUCUGCUCAAAGUAUGGGCAACAUUUCAAAUGGCAAACCCCUGCUGCCUCAGACUCUGCCUGGCACAUGUCGUCCUUUCACUCGUCAGGCGUUGUGCCCUGCCAAAAUUGCAGUUACACCGAGCAAUGAACCUGAGGAGAAUGAUGAAACGGAACUGCAAGACCUUUACCUUUGACAUCUAAUCUUUCUGGUUCUACACUUGUAAAUACUAGCUGAAAUUCGGAUGUUUGCUACAGUUGCUGAUCAUACAUGUUACAUGUCUGUGAUUGAUGAUGAUAAUGAAUGAGUGAAUGACUGAGAUUUGUGUUCUGUUUGUGUUACCAGCCUUUAAUUCAUCGCACAGUACUGAAAACACAUUAACACUGUACAAUGACUGUAUAAUGCUUCUAAAAAACAUUACUUGUACAUGACACUUUCUCCAUCAGUGCUAAACUGGCUGGCCUAAUUUAUCAUAUGAAGACAUUACUGGCAGUAAUUUAAAUAAUAAAGAUUACUACUUUCAUCAUUA
This is a messenger RNA of Acanthochromis polyacanthus (spiny chromis), 2431 nucleotides long. It is a transcript of the gene malt3, whose product is annotated as MALT paracaspase 3. Bases 143 to 2098 code for a protein of 651 amino acids. The record is from RefSeq and is a predicted model, not a curated record. Gene Ontology annotation, molecular function: cysteine-type endopeptidase activity. The transcript is spliced from 15 exons. NCBI's taxonomy places the organism in Eukaryota, Metazoa, Chordata, Actinopteri, Pomacentridae. Gene Ontology annotation, biological process: proteolysis.